GGGUGGGGUGAGAAUAAUGGAAGAGAUUUAGAUUUAGAAGUUUUAAAAAAUCCUUAAGGUCUCGCUGCAGCUUCCACCAAAUGUAGGAAAAAUAGUAUUUAUUUAAGCAGCUUACACUGAUGGCAUCAAUCAAUAAGCUAUAAAUCCUCCCCUAAUUACAUGUAAUUCGCAAACUUGGCGGAGAUAGAGUGAUCUGAGAAGUUAUAAAUGAGUUGUGCAACAGUUGAGACGGAUGAUGUAAAAUGAGCUGCAGCUCAUCAGACAGAGGUCCUCUUCUGUGGCCUCCAUGCAGCGUGAAAAGAUUUGAAAAGAGCACCCUGAAGCGCGGUGACUCGUUACCUCUGUGUUUCCAGAAAGCCCCUCCUUAGACAAACCCCUCAGCCAGAGCGUCACUCAAAGUUCACUUCAGUCCAGUCCCCUCUUCCCUCAGCUCAAAUACACAUUCACACACAUCCACUGUCAUCCGCACAAACGCGCACACGCACAUUCACACAGAGCCAGACGCUUUUGCAAACAGCCCGCCUGCCGCUUCCAGCGCUACUUUUCUUUCUCCAGGAGACGCGCAUGAAGACCUGUUGGAUGUUACUAAAAGCCUUCUGUGGUUGGAGUUGACAAAAGUGUGACUACUUUUUUUCUCCCUCACUCUCUUCAGUGACAUCUUAUGUGACAACUUUUUUGGGACCUUCUAUCUCGGACUUUAUUGGUGGAACAGCUGGUUAAUUGCAUUUCAAAUUUCCGAUCAGUACAAGUGGAUUAAAAUCAGUAUUUGAUGGGCAAAAUGAAUAACUCUGUGAAAUAACUCCAAAGGAUUUCAAGCGUUAAUCCCAGUGUGACUUCUCCUCUGGUGGAGUGAAGAUGUUUCGGAGUGUGUGUGUGCCGGCGGCACUGCUGACUUUACUGGUGCUGACAGUUGUGGUGCCCAUGGGCCAGGCCUGUCCCAGGAGCUGUAACUGCUACCAGGCCAGCGAAGUGCACUGUACCUUCCGCUCCCUGCUCACUGUACCUCCUGGCCUGCCUGUACAUACACGCCGCAUAAACCUAGGAUUCAACAGCAUCAGCAGCAUCCAUGAUAGCUCUUUGGCUGGGCUAAAGAAGGUGGAGCUUCUGAUGCUCCACAGCAAUGACCUCCACCAUCUCCCAGAUGGAGCAUUCAGGGAUAUGAAAUCACUACAGAUACUAAAGCUGAGUUAUAACAAGCUGAGAGAGAUCUCUUCAUCUCUGACCUUCUCUGGCCUGACCUCACUGCUGCGUCUGUACUUGGAUCACAACCUCCUCCAGCACAUCCACCCCCGGGCCCUGCUCCAGCUGCCUAGCCUCAGGCUGCUGCGUCUGCAAGGGAACAGGCUGCAUCAGCUGCACCCUCAAACUCUGUGCACAUUGUCCCUCCUGAAUACAUAUUAUUUCUCCACACUCAGACACCUAGACCUGUCCAACAACAGUCUAACCACUCUGCCCAGAGAGACAUUAGCCACAGCGCCUCUGCUGGAGACUCUUGUGCUGCAGGCGAAUCCGUGGAGCUGUGACUGCAGGAUGAACUGGUUUCUCACUUGGAGUCUGGCUCAUCCAGGCUUAAUGAAAUGUCCCAGUGGCCCUCAGUGUCCAAUCUGCACCUCGCCUAAUUCCCUUCAAGGUCAGGGCCUACUUGAGAAGGCUGACCUAUCGUGCACCUCACCUGUCAUCCCCUCCCCUGGAAGAGACACACCUUUGGAGGCAGAACUCGUUGAAAUCCAAUCAAGUGAAUCCUUCAGGGAGCCUUUAGGCACUGCAUCUCUGGGUCUGUCUGAUCACCAGGGUAACAGUGUCGAUCUGGGUUGCAACAUCACUCGCUCUUCGGAGUCCCAGGAUGUUGCUCCUCCUCCAGAUCUCUCCAUUUCCUCUUCUUCUCCUCUCCCCCUUGCACUGUCACUCUCCCUGGAGUGCCCCGUGGAGAGACACAGCUAUGAGAAACUUUGGAGAAUCCUGGCUUACUACAGUGAGACUGCGGUUCGCCUGGAGAGGGAGAUCAUGCUGAGUAAAGCCCCGGCACUGGCCUACCGCUACAGGCAGGCAGCAGAGACAGACGGAUAUUAUCACACUGGAGUCAAAGCUUCUAUUAAAGCCAGACCACAGUGGUUGCUACAGCCAGCCAUUAGCAUUCAGCUCAACAGAGCACAAUCUAACGGACAUAAAGUUCAACUUAUAUACUCAACAAGAGUUUCUGCUCAUCCUGACCGUGCUUCUCAUCCCUCAGCAUCUUCCUCUGCCUCUCAGCAGUGGGUGAUGAUUUCAGCUAAUCAUACCACCACGGCACUGGCAGCAGUUGCAGGCAGUAAGGUGGAGCUAUUAUGUCCUGUUCUAAGUUCUGGUAACCUUGAAGUUCAGUGGGUUCUCCCAGAUGGAUCUAAGCUCAUCACCCCCUCCAGCAGCCCAGAUGGUAGGCUCCAAGCUUCAACCUCUGGUUUACUUCUAAACAAAGUGCAGCUCUCAGAUGCAGGGAUUUACUACUGCAUAGCCCGGGCAGGCAAGGAUGUAGAUGUUCUCCCCAUGCGCCUGGCAGUGGAGGAGUCCUCUGUGCCGCCUUCAGGAGAGCAAAUGGCACCUUCUGUCACCGGAAAUGAUGGAGAGCCCAUCACUCUGUCCUGCCAAGUAUCUGGUUCACCGGCGCCUCAUAUGAGUUGGGUGUUACCAGAUGGAAACAUAGUAAGGCAGGGAUUAGCUGUUUCAGGUGGGCUCAUUAUGCAAUCAAAUGGGAGUCUCUUUCUGCGUAAGCCUUCUCCGAGGGAUUCUGGUCAUUACCGCUGCAUUGCGGUCAAUCAGUAUGGUAGUGACUCUCUGUCUAUGCAGCUAAAAUUAAACUCGCAAUAUCUUCCUCCACUUAUGACUUCAUUUCCCAGAGGUCCACAGUCAGCCGCUGGCCGGUCAACCAAGAUACGAGCACCAUUACUAAUGGAGGAAGGAUCGGGGGCUGGAGAGGAAGAAGAGAGAACUCUUGACGCUAAUAGGGGACGGCCACGACCUCUCCAACCUCCCCCAAACAGACGAUAUCCAAUUGGAAAACCCAGAAGACGUGGACCUACGAGAGAAGGCCCCCUGAGAAGAGGAGGAGGGCCUAUAUCAUCUACUGACCAGAGAAGAAACCGAUUUGAGAACAGACGGAGAAUUACCACUAACAAACAAAGGAUAGACCCUCAGAAAUGGGCUGACCUCCUCGCUAAGAUACGACAAAAGACUGUUCACACCAAUAACAGCCAGCCCGUUGCAGCAGGAAAGCCCACAGCUGAGCCAGUGGGAGGAGGCAAAGGUGAAGACACAGGAAGACACGAGGGACAUGAUGAUACAGAGAGAAGCAGAGCUGAGGGAGCAGGGGUGGAUGCAGAAACAGAAGGGUCAUCUGUUGAUGACACUGAUCUACAAGAGGAAGGCCUACAGCUCAUUCACCCCGUUCACACAAAAACUCACACAGAGCCAAAUACAGACUCUGAGACAGACUCAGAGGUACAGAUGGAGACGCCAACAGAAACACAGACAGAUAUAGAGAAUGAGACAGAGAGAGAGACAGAGAACACAUCUCCACAGACAGAGACAGUGACAAACCCAGUGACACAGAGAGAGACAGUCACAUCUAAGCCAAUCUCAGGAACAAAUGAAAUUGUCCCUGAACCAAGUGAAGGAGGUGAGCUAGAAGCAAACACUAGUCCAUCUAGAACCAGGCCUCAGAACCCCCGGCAGAGACUCUUCCCUAAUUUGGUCCCCAACUCCCGGCCUCAAAGCCCUUGGAACUCCCGCAGGAGAAUUGGACAGCGAAGACGAAUCAUCAGUAGGCCCGGGGGGCGCCCUUUGACCCCUCCCCGACCUCUCCCUGGCCCUACAAACCCAAGGUCACAAACUGUAACACCUGAUACAACCACAGAUCAAAUUAAUGUGUUGUUGCUGGCGUCAACAACCACAUCUCCAGAGACUGCGUUGACACGGAGUGACCAUAUUAGGACUGCUUCAAAUGAUGUGGCACUGAAUCCUCUGUCUCUACCUGCUUCUAACACUGACGGCACCUCCACUUUAAAAUCUGCCCCCCCCUCAUUGACUCCCUCUACCUCCUCUCUCACCUCAUUAUCCCCCUCUCACACAAAGACACAUAUAGACACUGUGACUCACUCAGACAACAUCCCAGACACUGCAGAGUCCACACUCUUCAACACACCGACACCAGCGCCCACUCGCUUGGAUACCACAACUGCACAGACACAUGAGGCGCACACACACGGCCACACACAUGGCUUACAGACACACAGAGAAGCAGACUCAGCCUCAGGCAAACAUGAUGAUAAACCCUCAAGCAAACACAGUGGAGAGCUGGAGAGGAAUCUUUGGGGUGUAUCAUAUGUGUCCCACUCCUCUACCUCUUUUUCACCCACGUCUUCCUACAUUGUUUCCUCCACAGUCCCCACUGCAGCUACAACUACUACUGCAAAAAUCACAUCUUCUACUACUCUCAAGAGCAUAUCUACUAGUACUGCUGGUAGCACUACAACUAUAUUUAAUACUACUACUACUACUACUCCUACAGCUGGUGAUGACAUAGUGCCCACAACAACUACAACCACUGCCAUGACUACAAGUCCAAGCACGUCUACUACAACUACCAGUGUUAUCCCAACAUCUAGCACCACCAGAAGUGCUACAACUACUCUUAGCUCUACUACUACUACUACUACUACCACAACUCCUAUUCUUACAUCUACACAUCCCACUACCACCACUACUUCUUCAACUAGCCCCUCUACUACUACUACCACUUCUAGCACUACAACCUCAUUCAAAGCUAUUCCCACAACACUUAACCCCACUACUACUACACCUACUACUCCUACUAGCAGUACUAGAAUUACCAUCUUAGCUGAAACUUCUCCAACUACUACAGCAGCUACACCCAGUACAUCUACUACUACCACAGCAAUGACAUUAACAAGUACCAGAGCAUCAUCCAGAGACAGACCGAGCAUCAUCCAAGUUGAUCCCAGAGGGAGGCCUGUUUCUGGGGGUUCAAACCAGAGUCGACCCCCUACUGACUGGAAGAACCCUGGGACUAAUUCUAUCCCCGAUUCACACAGCAGCAGGCCACGCUGGCCCCCUUCCCCUUCGCUUCCUGCCGCCCCUGGGGCCCCAGUGGUGAGAUCCAGGCCGAGGAUUGCAGACCCACACAUCAGGACAGUGUCGUUCCCAGCAGAGAGCACUGCCAGGCUGGCUUGUGAAGCUCAAGGAGAGCCGAAACCUACCAUCACAUGGACCAAGGUUGCUACAGGAGCGGUGAUGUCAAUCCACUCCAGGGCUCAGCGUUUUGAGGUCUUGCCAAAUGGCACCCUUGUUAUCCAGAAUGUUCAGCUGCAGGACAGGGGCACAUAUAUCUGCAGUGCACAGAGCUUUCUGGGUCGUGACAGAUUGCUAACCACCCUGGAAGUGUGGACCCGCCCCCCUCGGAUGCAGCUGGCAAGCUAUAGGGAAGCAACCAUUCAUCAGGGCGGAGAGGUGCACUUGGAGUGCCAGGCGGAUGGCGUUCCCACCCCUCUGCUCUCCUGGGUUCUACCCGAUCGUUCUGUCCUGACCUCCUCUGCCCCCUCCACCAGCCGCAUCACUGUGGACACAAACGGAACCCUGCAUAUCUCAGUAACUUUACCUAGUGACAGGGGAAUGUACCGCUGCGUGGCCUCCAACUCAGCAGGUGCUGCCAGUGCCUCUGUGCGUGUACACGUGUCCUCGUUGCCCCCGGUGAUACAGCAACCCAGAGAGGAACACCUGCUCUUGUCUCCAGGGAGGCCUGUUUAUGCUCACUGCUCUGCCCGAGGUGCCCCGCCACCAACUCUGCGCUGGCGAAUCCCAGAUGGGACUCUAGUUCGCCCAUCCCAGUUUCUCCAUGGCAACCUUUUUGUCUUGCCCAAUGGGACACUGCAUAUUCGAGGAGUUGGGCUUAAGGACUCAGGGAAUUACGAGUGCACGGCAAGUAAUGUUGUUGGAGCUGUUAAGAGAACAGUGAAGGUAGAAAUUGAACAGGGAGCAGAAGGAGAAAGGAGAUAUGAGGGAACAAGAAAUGAAGGGGCAAAAGCAGUUACCACAGAAAAACCGUCUCCUUCAUCUUCACUACAUAAAGACAGAACUUUGUCCAUGCCCAGCCACCCCUCCAAUCCAUUUAACACCGCUAGACUCUCCCCUUCACCCCCCUUUGACAUAUCCAGGACCUUUUUGCUCACCCCUGGUUCUUCUCGCUCAUCUUCUGACCCUCACCAACCCAAUCCCACUAACUCACCCUCUACAAUCAAUAAACCGGUCACUGCUUCCCCCACACACUUGACCAACAUCAACAAAACAAAACCCUCCCCUCUCACUCCGCCCUCCACAAAUAACACCAAAGUCUCACCUGGUAUUGUAAGCAACACAAGAGCUACUUCUUCUUCCCCCUCUGACAAAAGUGGGGCCUCAGCUGCUUUGAAUCCAUUGCCCGUCUCCCCCUUCAGUAAAGCCCGUAUUGUUUCUACGUCACCCUCCAUCACUGCUGUCCACUAUGGGGGGAGUCUGCAGCUCCACUGCGCUGUAACUGGCAACCCAUCUCCCAUCAUCAUUUGGAGGACGCCCAACAGGAAACUGGUGGACAUGCACUUCAGUUUUGACCACCGUAUGAAGGUGCACCCUAAUGGCACCCUGUCAGUCCAUGCAGUAACAGAGAGGGAUGCUGGAGACUACCUCUGUAUCGCACGUAACAAGGUCUCAGAUGAUUAUCGCCUCCUGCGUGUCUCUGUGGCGACCAAGCCUGCCAAGAUCGAGCCUAAGCAGCCACUCAAUCAAAUGGUGUCAUUUGGCAAACCACUGAAGGUGGACUGCCAGGCAUCAGGACUGCCUGACCCAGCUGUCCGUUGGAGUCUACCAGAUGGAACCAUGGUGAACAGCGUGUUGCAGGGGGAGGAGAGAGGAGGGCGAGCACGGAGGCUAACUGUGUUUGACAAUGGGACGUUACUGGUUCCAGCAGUGGGUAUGGGAGAGGAAGGAGAGUACACGUGCUAUGCUGAGAAUCAAGGAGGUCAAGAUACCAUGAAGGUCAAAGUAAAGGUCAUGAUGAUGUCCCCACCAACCUUCGCUGAUGACAGAAGCUCUAACAUCAUCAAAGUACGUCAGGGAUCAACCGCCAAAAUUCGCUGCCAUGCCACAGGAGAUCCUGCCCCGACGGUGACGUGGUUUUCCCCAACAUACCGUGUCAUCCCACGAAGUUCGAGAUCUGGUUUUUAUUCUGAGCGGGUCGUAGUCGUUUCGGAUGGAACUCUGGAGGUCCGUCUGGCUCAAAAGAUCGACACGGGAAACUAUACCUGCCGAGCGAGCAACUCAGCCGGGGAGAGGAGCAUGGUGGUAGGUCUGGAGGUGGAGGCUCCUAACUAUGGACUGAGUGGCCAUGUUGGAGGAAGAGGUUGGGGUACAAGCAAUGGGCCUGGCAGUAGUUAUAACAGUAGAUCAGGAGACAGCGUUAAUAAUGCAGGGAUAAACCAGAAUGGAUUUACCAAUAGAGACACGAGCAGGCUUGGCAGCAAUAACAGCAGCAGUAGUGGCUACAGGGAUAAUAAUGGCGGGAUAAGAAACACUGUACCAAACACUGGCUACACUAACAUAGCAACCAGUGGCUUUAAUCCUGCCCUCAGGGGUGAUAGUAGAGAUGGAUUGAACAAGCCUGUCAGUGGAAUCACAACACAGCUUGGUAGCAGUGUAAUCAGUGUCGGGGUGAGCGCAGGUAGGAAUAUAGGCUUUAAAGCAGAUAACGGCAGAAUAAAUGGAAAUGGAUCUGGCAUUACAAGUAAUGGUAAUAGUGUGGGUAACGGUCACAGCUCAGUUAGAGGAGAUAGUGUAGAAAGGAAUUCUGGUACUAAUAAUAAUGAAGUCACUGCAGGAAAGGCAGGUAAUGAUGCUAACACCAGUAGAGACAAUGGCAGGAUAAGUGGUACUAGAAAUGUUGAGGUGUUUGGCAGCAGUGUGUCUAACAAUGGAGCUGGCACUGGCACACUAAGAGGAAAUGGGUUUAGUGCGAGUAGUAAUGUAGGAGUGAUCAAUGACAACAACAGGAAUAGUGGUGGCUCAAGUGGUACUGGUAUAGCUGUUAGUAAUACAGGAGCUAACACAGCUAUGGGUGUGGUAACAACAGUGAAGCAGCGAGCGGUGAAAGGCCAAACUGUUCUUUUACCAUGCCCUUCUCAAGGGUCCCCUCCCCCUCGUGUGGCCUGGCUUUUGCCUGGUAACGGUGUGCUGCCAGCUCCUUACUACGGCAGCCGACUCAUUGUGCACCGAAACGGCUCCUUGGAGCUGCGAGGCGUGCGGGCCAGUGAUGGCGGGACCUUGGUUUGUGUCGUUAGAGGUGAGAGAGGACAGACGCGAAUACAAGUGGAGCUGGAGGUGUCUGAGGCACAGGAGGAGGCCAGAUCUCCACACAGGGGACCGGCUGUGGAAAGGGCUGGUUUUAUAGAGGCGCCUCGCUCAUUGGAUUCAGCUCAAUCCCUGAACUCAAGGCCAGUGUUGCCUGAGACGCUUCAUCCAACAAUCCUAGUUACUCAAAAGCCUCUACACAGAGUCCAGUCUGUACCAGCUGCACCUCGUCCAGUUGGCCCUCCACCCCGCUCAGCUAGCCCCGUCUCAGAGCCAGCAGUGAGCACCAGAACGACUCCCUUGGUGAGCAUCAUUAAUGGAGAGACUCUUCGUCUGCAUUGCCCUGCUUCUAACACCUACGGAUACACCCAGAGCUCUCUCACAUGGACCAUGCCCAGUGGCAAGGUACUGUCCCGGGGUGAAAGUGCUGAAUCAGGCCGAUACUUAGUCCAAGAGGAUGGAACACUAACAGUGCAAAAGGCCUCUGUAUUUGACCGUGGCACCUACACCUGCAGAUCCACUAGUUCUGACCCCUCUUCAGUCUCCGUCCUCACAGUUCCCGUCAUUGUCAUCGCCUACCCCCCGCGCAUCACAGCAGGACCCUCUCCUGUGACCUACACACGACCCGGGGUUGCUGUGGAGCUGCCGUGCCUGACGAUAGCAACACCCCGGGCGACGAUCACCUGGGAAACACCAGACCUGACACAGCUGACGGCAAUGGGUCAGGCUCGUAUCUAUGGCAACCGCUACCUUAGUCCUCAGGGGUCCUUGGUGAUACAGAACCCGACAAGCAGGGAUACAGGCUUUUACAGGUGCACCGCCAAAAAUGUAAUAGGGGUGGACACAAAGGCGACCUACCUGCAUGUUAUAUAACGGGGUGAAGCAAAUACACACACACGCACACGCACACACACACACACACACACACACACACACACACAAACAUGCAGCAGAAAGACAGAGACACCGUCAAUCUUCUGUACCGGUGAAUGAACUCCCCUGCUGUUAACACUGUAUGUGUACUCACAUGCCCAAAGGAACUGCAAGGCUUCGUGCAGGAGAUACUGUUGAAUCUCAGAAAAGACCCUACACAUAAACAGGUAUAUGUCUCAUGUAUGUAUUUUUAAUGAAUGACUUCGUUUCCAAUACUGUCUUGUUUUCCUAUCAGGAGCCGUGGGAUUCUCUGCAGAUGCAUUUUUCUCUACAUAAACAAAAAAUUGUGUGUAAGAAGGAUUGUUUUGUGUCUCAGCGGCCUAAAACACAUUUUGAAGUGAUGACGAAAGAAGUCAAGGAAAAUGCACAGCAUAUCAAGAUUGUUGCACAAAUGUAAAUGCCCACAUCUGUGCCUGUGGACUGUUUCAGUGGGGAAAUGGAGCGGCAGUAUGUUGUUUUUUUUUUUCAACACUGGUUUUGUUUCCCUGCCUUGUCUUAAAAUUUACCUUAAGGCAACAUGGACAAAAAAUUAUAUCUCACUCCAAAAAUAUGGUUUUGUGCUUAAAAACCCUACAGCUUUUGGUUUUUACCUUGAAGAAGGGAUUAUCAUUUUUUCAUCUUUGUGCAUGAAACUCAAGUAUUGUUGAACCAAAAAAAGACACAUAUGCUUUACUUGGCCUGAUUGAUUUAUUUCAUUCCUUUUUGCAGUCAUCCACUAACACUGAACUACAGAUAAACAUACAGUAUUUUUCUGACUGGGUCACUGAAUAUUGUAGACAAAACACAGCAUCACACAAAGAAGCUGUCUUCACAACCAUCUACAGAAACAUUAAUAUUCAACGUGAUGUCGCACAAUAUAAUCUUGUUUGAUCCCUGCGUUUAUUUAUAAAAUGAUUCAUUUUUUAAAUUGUUGCAAACUGGGACUUCAAUCGGCAAAAUAAUAUCUAGAUUUAAAAAUUUUAACUUGAUAUUUACCUUAGUAACUAUUGAAAUACUUGUUGCAUUUUUUAAUUUAUAAACUACAUAUUGGACAAAGGUUGGAUUUCAUUAUGUUGCAUAUAUAGCAAACAGUAACUUAAAUUGGUAGCCUUAUUUGCAUUAUACUGCCGAAACUUAGCAUUGGAUGUGUAACAGACAUGAUGAUAGCGGUCUUCAGUAUUAUCCACCCCAACUCGAGCGACGAAUUUGUGGGUUUCAGACUUUAACAAUAUUGUUCUACCACCAUCGACUGUAUCACACAUUCUCACAGCAUUCCUGUGGCAGAACGAGACAUGGUACAAAGCAUUUAUGGAAACACAACAGUCAGUUCUUUGAAGAGUGAUCUUCGUGAUUAUUUUGAUGUUCAAGAUUGUAUAAAUGUACGUGUAAGUUCAAGAGCCAGCCCGAAGCUUGUGCACAGAGCCAGCAGCUCAUCCUUAUCAUGUUUCCCCUCUGCUUUGAUGUUUGUCCUUAAAUUAUUUGUCUUGUAAAGACUCUGUCGUAAGACGCAAGUGUUUCGUCAUAAAGGGAGAAAUGAUUAAAUAUUAUUAAGUAUUACUGAUGUCUCAUUAGUCACAAAUGAAUGACUGCUUGCUAUAUUUUCAACAGCUUCAUUUUAUAAAUAAAAAUGGAAAAAGGGCCAAGAGUGUUUACUCUGUGAAAUGUCAACAGCUGAAGAACAGUUUUGUUCAGAAAUAUGUUACAGAUACAGUGUGUGUGCUUGUGUGAGACUGGGAGAGUCAGGGUGAGAAAAGAAAACACCUAGUGUGAGUGCAGGAGCGAGGAAGGAAACUUCUCCUGGAGUAUAUUAUGAGAACAGAAACUCCUUAUCCCCAGUUCAGCUGUCAAACCAGGAAAUGGGGUCUUAACUGUAGAUGAGACACAUGUUGAUGACAUCAUAUAGCUCUCUCUCUGGGAAAUGCAAUAAAACUCACAGCAGCCUGCAGAGCAACUCCACGUACCACCCUGCACUCACACCUGCUAUGAGCCGUUUAUAGUGUGCAUUCUGAUUCCAAUAAAUACUAACACUAAUUACACUUUCAGUUGAAGCAGGAUUCCCCACACAUCAUCCAACAGCAUGAAGCCCAAUCAGGUGCCUCUGAGCUCAGGGACAGAGAGUUUCCAAGGGAGAAGAAAGCAAUGGAGCACGCUGAUCAAUUUACAGUCUUCAAUAGUGUAAACAGACUAACGUUUCAACACCACUGUGUCCUCAUCAGAGUUAAAGAGCAAAUUAAUUAGAGGUAAUCAGACAUUAUGUUUGAUCAGUGCACUGUGGUGAUGCACCAUUAUGGCCAUUAGUACGAAGGAUAUAAAUAAUGCCAGCUUCCUGUAGGUGACAAAGGCGGCCACCCAGGGCGCCACUCAGAGAGGGGGGAGGGUGCCCAAGAUGAUUACAUUGCUCACAUCCCAGCUACAUCAGCUGAUCUCAAACAGCCCAUUCAACUGAUGGAGCAGCUGACUGAUGAAAGGGAGUCAGCUGAUAGAUCAUGUGAUUCCGUUCUAUGUAACCAAUUGGCAAAUCUCAUUCAGGGCCCUAUUUAAACUGCUCUGGCCUGCUUACUGUUGCUGCUUUGCAACCUGCCUCCACCCCAGCUCCUCCUUUUCAUGCUGUGUCUGGCUUGUCAGUGUCAUUUCUGUUAGUCAUUGAUGCUUGCUCUGUUCUGUUCCUGUGGGGUCAUUGCUGCUGCUCCCCCUACCUUUGGCUUUCAAUGUAGGAGCAUGGAAGGGCAGGGAGGCUUGCUUUUUCUGCCUCAGACUUUCCUUGUUUGCGUGUGGAAGGGCAGAGGGGUGUGCUGUCUUCACCUUAGGCUUUCCACAUAGGCACACAGAGGGGAAGAGAUGUGUGCUAUCUCUGCUUUGAGGCUUUCCAAGUAGGCGUGUGGAAGGGCAGAGAGGUUUGGUCUAUCUGCCUCAGGCUUUCCACGUAGGUGCGUGGAAGAGGCUUUCUGUGUAGGCCUCAGAAAGGGAGAGAGGCUCCAGAAGAGAGCCAUACUGACAAAUCUAAUACUGCAAAUGGAAAUAAAGUUUUCUUUGACUAAAGGGGUCCUGACUGAAUUGAUGUUAGAGCAGUGAUGGGUAUAGCGAAGUGAAAUGUAUGUUCAGAACAUUAGCGUAAGAGAAAAUGAAAGGGCAAAAGCCAUCUGGGGCGCAGUACAAAAUAAAGAAGUUGAAAUUUGUGAAUUUGCACACACUGUAUUCUUUUGUUGUUUAUUUACUAUUAUUGUUUGUUAGCUAAGGUGCUAGCAGCGCUGAACUGUCAAUUCAAAAUAAUUGGAAAUAGCUGGUAAAAGUGCUGCAUCAAGGAUUUAUUACUGAAUGUUUUCUGAGCUGUCAGCACACAUGUCAAACACAACAUGCAUGCUGUAGACCACAACUUUAAGACUGUUUUCACUUUUCCCAGCUGUGAGCUGCUUCUACGUUUCCGUUUUGCAAUAGUGUCAAUUACAAACACUGUCAAUAGUCAAGAAUUUUUUCAUUUGAGUGUUAGAAUUUCUGUAUGAUUUACUCUGUUGGUUUGUGGUGUGAUGCAGCACAGCACACUGAGAACACAGUUUAGCAUUAGAGAGCAAACAUACAACUAGGACACAGCCCAGACUUUCCUCAGCUCUUGAGGCUAAUACCAGUCACUUGGCUAAUUUAGCUCUCCUCACAUGACACAAUCAGUUUAGACUUUCUGAUGUCAUGAGUCAAACCUCAUAGAAGUUGAGAUUAUUAAAUUACUGACAUGUUAAAAAAACAAACAAUAAAUUGCAGUUUAUUGAUGUGACGUUGCUCAAGGAUCAAAGGCAGUACUAAUACAAACCAGCACAAUGCACCACCCAUUCAUUUGGGUUAUUAAGUUUGGUUUAAGUAUAAAGUAGGAAGAAUAGUGCAGGGGAGCAACAUUAGAGCUCUGUGUUGCGCUCCGUGAGCUUGGUUGUUUUCUGUGAGGGCUUGUCAUGUUUUGAAUUAUCUCUUUUGUAGUGCUGGAACAUUUCCAUCCAUUGUGGCACACCGAUUUUAUGGUUCCACGUCUGUGAUCCCUUUCAGCAAAUAAAUUAUUGCUAUUCCUCUUUUGUGCUAUUGCAAACUUACAAGCAUAUAACUAACUAAUAAACUGCAUCACAUGGGCAUUUCAUUUGGCAUCUUCUUCACUUUAACUUGAGCCUUAACUGAUAUGAAGUGACUGCAGAAUGGGUGAAUUGGCUGGACUGGGUUGGCUGGAUUGCAACAAUGGAGCCUACAAAAACUGCCUGUACAUAUAAAUGAUGCCUUCU
This is a messenger RNA of Epinephelus fuscoguttatus (brown-marbled grouper), 13538 nucleotides long. RefSeq names its product immunoglobulin superfamily member 10-like. Lineage: Eukaryota; Metazoa; Chordata; Actinopteri; Perciformes; Serranidae. The transcript is spliced from 12 exons. Gene Ontology annotation, cellular component: extracellular region. The coding region runs from base 856 to 9243 and encodes 2795 amino acids. Gene Ontology annotation, molecular function: protein binding. The record is from RefSeq and is a predicted model, not a curated record.